This is a messenger RNA of Bactrocera tryoni, 1349 nucleotides long. RefSeq lists its product as uncharacterized. The transcript is spliced from 2 exons. Gene Ontology annotation, cellular component: nucleus. The record is from RefSeq and is a predicted model, not a curated record. The coding region runs from base 245 to 631 and encodes 128 amino acids. Lineage: Eukaryota; Metazoa; Arthropoda; Insecta; Diptera; Tephritidae.
AUUUGUAUACUCCAUUCGAAUUUUGUAAAUUCCUUUGUUGGAUUUUAUUAUUAACGGAAAUUAACACGCGAAAACAUCUUCUAAAUUGGUGUUAUUUAGUGCGCUAUUUGAGUGGUGGAAACAAAUAAUAAGGAAAUUUACAGACUCACAACAUCUACUGUGUUCAUUAAAGCCUGUAUCUGCUGCAGUGUAUCAUCUUUCGCAUAAGAGCAAAUUAUCUCACCUUUAAAAGGACAAUUAAUCAAUGAAUAUGACUUCCACCGAAACUCGUUGCGGCCUUACUUGCAGCACUCGUCCAUCCAGCCGUGUUCUAAAGCCACCUGGCGGCGGUCACUCCAAUAUCUUUUCUGAGCCCGAGGUCGCCGUUAAUGCGCCACGUCCGAAAUACAAUCAACAAAACUCUUCCAACAUGAAUGCUUGUAUGAAUUCGACAGAUCCAAAUCAAAAGGUGGAGAAACUACGCGAAGAGAUCACACACAAUAAACAAGUCCAAUCGGAGCCUGAAACACAAAAGGCCAGCACGGCUGCCACCACACCUACUGGCGGUCCGGCUAGUCAGACUGGCGGCAAUGAACAACAGUCACGCGGCCGUGUGCCUCCCGGCGGUUUCUCUUCUGGUGGCUUCUGGUAAAGGGCCGGCAGUUGAGUAGAGUGUGGUGAUGCGAUAGUAGCACUUCACGAACAAAAUAAUAUAAAAUAUUUAACAAUAUUAUUUGUACGCAUCGUACAAAUUGCAACAACAAUAACAAUCGCAUUUACUUCGACUAUUCGCUCCUCUCUACACAAACAACUAAAUAAUUGCUUGUUACAGCGUCUCUCAGCUGCAGCAAUGGAAAAUUAAAGAAAUUCACAAAUUUCAAAUAUACUUCCUUCCUAAUCUAUAUGUAUUGCCUUUGUGUGACAAAAAUUAUUAUAAUUAUAAAUAACUUAAUUAAAGAUAAAAGCCAAUUACUAUCCCUUAAACCAAAGUGCAGUGGGCGUGUGCGUGUGUCAGUUGAACGAAGUUAUUUUUGCAUUAAAAAUGAAAAAAAAAUUAAAUUUUUUCGUAGUACUUUGUUCUCUUUGUCUGUUUUUGACUAAUAGCGCUAUGACGCGCUUGCCAUGACAUUUGUAGAACUAUUUACUGCCUGCGCGCGCUCACAUUCUCGGCUCUUUUGUACUUAUAAUUAUAUUUAAUUUAUAUGUAUAUUCUGUAUGUUAUAUAUACGUGAACAAACCAGUUUCUAUAUAAAUUGGAUACUUAUGCAUUUUCGGCUGACCGUAAGAAAAUUAUGGAAAAUACACUUUACAAAGUAUUUAUGCUUUGAAGUUAUUUACAUUUUUUCAAAAGAUAAAAAAUAUAUACAAGA